AUGGCACCAGAAGCAGCAGCAAAAGAUGAGCUGAGAUUGGAGCAAAGGCAUGGUAAGGCAAGAGUGAGAGUAGCAAGAGUUUGGCGUCAAUCUCAUGACGGAGCUCAUCACUUUGUCGAAUGGAAUGUUAGCAUCAGUCUUCUCUCUCACUGCCUUUCUUCUUACCACCGUGACGAUAACUCUGACAUCGUCGCUACCGAUACCAUGAAAAACACUGUUUAUGUGAAGGCCAAAGAAUGUGGAGAUCGACUCUCAGUGGAGGAAUUUGCCAUACUUAUAGGGAAUCACUUUUGCUCAUUUUAUCCACAGGUUUUCACUGCUAUUGUCAAUAUCAUUGAGAAGCCAUGGGAGCGCGUAUGCAUCGACGGAAAACUACAUUUACAUGGUUUUAAGCUUGGCUCAGAGAAACAUACUGUGGAGGCAACAGUGCAAAAGUCUGGUGCUCUAAAGCUAAGUUCGGGUAUUGCAGGAUUAGCUCUGCUGAAGACAACUCAGUCAGGAUUUGAGGGGUUUGUGAGAGACAAAUACACCAUUCUGCCUGAAACUCGAGAGAGAAUGCUGGCCACAGAAGUGAAUGCAUCUUGGAGGUACUCAUAUGAGUCAGUUGCAAGCAUCCCGACAAAAGGACUCUACUUCAGUGAGAAGUUCAUGGACGUAAAGAAAGUUCUGAUGGAGACUUUCUUUGGUCCUCCCGAAACUGGCGUGUAUAGCCCUUCUGUCCAACGAACUCUCUAUCUUAUGGGAAGCGCUGUACUGAGAAGGUUCGCUGAUGUAUCAUCGAUUCACCUUAAAAUGCCAAAUAUUCACUUUCUACCUGUAAAUCUUUCAACCAAGGAAAACCCUUCAAUGGUUAAGUUUAAGGAUGAUGUAUACCUGCCAACCGAUGAACCUCAUGGAUCUAUAGAAGCAACCGUAAGCCGGAUAACCUCGAAAAUGUAA
Messenger RNA from Arabis nemorensis, 939 nucleotides. NCBI's taxonomy places the organism in Eukaryota, Viridiplantae, Streptophyta, Magnoliopsida, Brassicales, Brassicaceae. The record is from the annotation of a GenBank genome assembly.